This is a messenger RNA of Formica exsecta, 1727 nucleotides long. RefSeq names its product N-acetylgalactosamine kinase (gene Galk). Gene Ontology annotation, molecular function: galactokinase activity; ATP binding. Bases 240 to 1682 code for a protein of 480 amino acids. The transcript has 10 exons. Gene Ontology annotation, cellular component: cytosol; cytoplasm. Gene Ontology annotation, biological process: galactose metabolic process; carbohydrate phosphorylation. NCBI's taxonomy places the organism in Eukaryota, Metazoa, Arthropoda, Insecta, Hymenoptera, Formicidae. The record is from RefSeq and is a predicted model, not a curated record.
CUGUAUCUUCUGUACGUGUUUCUUAUUCGUGAUAUCAUAGUCGCAUUGGAAAUAAGAUGCUUAAAUUGAGAUUACCUAGCAGGAUUGCUGCAUGAAUACUCCUACUCAAUUGUAUCUGCUGUAGCUAUACCCCUGAAAUAGUACCGUAAUUACCAACAAAAUUACCGCUAAUGCUAAGAGAAAGCAGUCAAUCGCGCAACAAAUUGUGCAACCGCAUCGUGUAACGUUGACUGUUAAAAAUGUCCCAUCAAGCUAAGGGGGCUCAUGACGUCGAAGCGGAUGACCUUGUGCCCAUCUUGACACCCACCACCGAUAUUUUACCACGUUUAAAGACCUUGGCCGCCCAUUUCGCAUCAAAAUACAAUGUGAACCCUUCCUUCUUCGCUCGAGUGCCAGGAAGAGUAAAUUUGAUAGGCGAGCACAUCGAUUAUUGCGGAUAUGCCGUCUGUCCAAUGGCUAUUGAACAAGAUAUCCUUGUUGCAGUAGCAUUGUCAAAAUAUAACGACAUUUACCUCACCAACAUUAAUCCUAAAUACAAGGACUUUCAAUGCAGUUUCGAGAAUGUAGGAUCUUGUAUUAGUGAUAGCGAGAGCGGACCGGCAUGGUACAAAUAUUUUUUGUGCGGUGUAAAAGGAGCAUUGGAAGUAAUCCCAACAGAGUCCAUUCCUACGGGAAUCCUGGUUGCGGUAUGGGGCAAUAUUCCUCCUAAUUCUGGCCUCUCGAGUUCUAGUGCGCUCGUCUCGGCCGCACUCCUUUCAAUCGCACAUGCCAAUCAGCAUCAGUUGUCGAAGCAUGAAUUGGCAACUAUCAGCGCUCGAGCAGAGAGACAUAUCGGAACUCAAGGUGGAGGAAUGGAUCAGGCCAUCGCUUUUCUUGGAAAAACUGGUUCUGCUAAAUUGAUUGAAUUUAACCCCUUACGUGCCACCGAUGUAACAUUGCCAAAGAACGCAGUCUUUGUAAUAGCGCAUAGUCAAGCUUAUCACAACAAAGCCUCGACUACUGACUUCAAUCUCAGAGUUGCAGAAUGCCGAUUAGCUGCACAGAUAAUAGCUAAGAAGAGAAAUAAGGAUUGGGAGCAUAUUCAAAAAUUAAUCGACAUUCAAAAGAAGCUCGCUUUUGACUUGGAUGAGAUGGUUACUGUAGUAAUGUCAGAUUUACACGAACAGCCGUAUACUCUUGAUGAGAUCUGCGAGAGCCUCGGUACAGACUAUGAACGAUUGAAGAAGACGUCUCUCAUCAGUUCCUUUAAUACCUCGCAAACGUUCAAACUGCAGCAACGAGCGCUGCACGUUUUUCAAGAGGCUAGCAGAGUGCUCGCGUUUCAACGUAUAAAUAAAGAAAGCGGUAUAAUGGAACUCGAGAAGCUCCAACAUCUGGGCAGUCUGAUGUCAAAGAGCCACGCCAGUCUCCAUAAACUGUACGAGUGCAGCCAUCCCAGCGUGGACUUACUCGUCGAAAAAGCUAUACGUCGCGGUGCAUAUGGCGCCAGACUCACGGGAGCUGGUUGGGGCGGUUGCAUCGUAGCAAUCAUUGAUAAAACCGAAGUUCAACAAUUCGUGGAUGCUCUCCGAACGGAUCUCUGUCAGAACAGCACAAAGGACCGGGCGGAGCUGAAGGAUAUGGUGUUUCCGACGGCACCGAAUCAGGGUGCUGUUAUUUACACUGUAUCAACACUGUUUUGAAUCAUAAAGCCCGCCGGUGUAAUAAAUAUAGCCACUUUUCUUGGC